UUUGCCUGUGGUGUUUGUGCAGGAUGAGGACAGCUCAUUGGUGGGAAUUGGCCAUGAUAGCUCAAGUCUUUUAUGCCCUUGAGGCUGGACAAUCGCCGCAAGCAUGGCUGGCCUUCCUUGAAUGCUAGGCAUGGGUGCAGGGUGCAAGGCAAAGCACUGCAGAGAGAACAAGCCAUUAUGUUCUCUGGAAGGCAAGUCUGUCUGCAUGUGGGUUGGCAUCCCAGAUCCCACCCCCGCGAAAAGGAUGCUGUUCCAGGUGGAUGCCUGGCAGUGGGGGACAGACCCCUACCUUCUCCUGUAAUCCUUAGAUGCCUGGUUCUAAAACAAAAAGGGGGAACUGUGGGGAGCCAUUGCACCGCGCCCUAAAGAUGGCGCCGGCUCCUUUCUCCCGGAAGGACUGGCAAGAAACAAACAACUCCUAAUAAGGAGAUGGCUGAGCUCCCUUCUGGCUUCCGCAUUGCUGUACCUAUCAAUCCUUGCCACUUGGCUGCUUUUGAUUGGUGUGCUGAUGGCUAUAAGAGGGAUGGGAGAGGGAAGGAGGCGGAAGAAGAAGCUUGUUCAAGGUUCCUGAAUAAACUGCUUGAAGAAGAGUUCGGGUUGUGUCUUCCUUGCUGGUCGAGGGACACGACAGGGAAGAUUAUAAUAUGUAGAAAUAUAUUCGCUGUACACUCUAAAGUUUGUGUGACUUUUAUCAAGGAUCCAGAUCCUAAGCUUAAAACAAUUAUAAGCAUAAUUGUAAGAGAAAUAGCUACUGGUCCAGAAUAUAAAACUAUAAAGCAUAUGUAAGUGAGCCAACAAGAGAAAUUAUCAUUAUAGUGGAGACAGCAGCAGCUGCACACAUCAUUUCACUACCCAGCUUCUGCUAACACCUAAAUGGCAGAAACUGUUGAAAUCAAUAAUUCACAGAAACCAUGAGCCAGCUGUUCCCAGAGCUGCCAGUGUUCUCAGUGUCUUCUUUGAACUGGAAGAUUUCCCAAUUGCUUCAAACAAAAGAACAAGAAUGAUGCUUAUGAUAGUCCUUUUUAUUACAUCGAUUUAUUUAAUUAAGAGGCAAAGAGAUAGACAGAGAGUUAGUGUUUGCUGGUUUACUACCCAAAUGCUUGCAACAACUGAAAGGGUCAAAGCCAGCAGCCAGGAACUCAGUUGAGGUCUCCCAUGUGAGUGGCAAGAACCCAACAACUUGAGGCAUCUGCUGCCUUCCAGACUCUACAGUACUGGAGAGCCAGGCUGAGAAGCUGCGGAUCGAUACUGAUCCCAGGAAUCCCAAUGGGAGAGAUACAGGUGUCCUAACUGGUGGUCAAAUACUGACCCUGUUAAUGCUAUUCUUGAUUGGUAUCCCUGUCUGAGAUAUAAAAAGAAGUAAUCGCUGCAUCUCCUGCUGGGAUGCAUUUUGUGCACACAGGUCCAUAGCUCCAAACUUUCUGCACACAUGUGCCGAUAAUUCCAAACCUUCUGUUCACACAUGCCUGUAGCUUCAAACCUUCCAUGCACAUAUGCCUAUACCUUCAAACCUUCUGCACACAUGUUCCCAUACCUCCAAAUUUUCUGUGCACACGUAUCUGUAGUUCCAAUAUUGCACACACGCAUACCUACAACUCCAAAUCUUCUAGACUUUGUUGUUACUUCCCAAGAUGCCCAAGUGUCUGCUGCUAUAGCUGCUGUUUCUCCAUCUAUUUAUGUCUUUCUCUGGAUAGAGUACAAAUGCUUCCAUUUACAUCAGUUGUCUACAAUAUUAUCUCUCUUUGAACCAAAAUGCACAUACAAAUGAGACAAGCACUACACUUGUCAGAAGUCAUUGAUGUUACACUGAGCAUUAUAUAUAAAACUCUUGUGCUAGUUUGAUUCAAGUCAAGAAUAGGCACUGGUUUGUGUGUGCCUGAGAUAAUGCAGCAAAACAAAACCUUGUGCCUGCAGGAUUGAAGAGGAAAAGGAAGCAGAAGCCUGUGCUUAGUUAUCACUACACAAGAACAUUCAAACCCAGUUACAAUGAUUUUCAAGCAGAAUUGAGUUGGAUCCAAUGACAUAGACAGAAGUUGUCUGGGGGAAGAGAAGACUAGAAGGGAGAGAGCAAAAUGUAGAUGGAUGGAAUAAUUAAAAUAGAAACAGUGAAUUCAAAGAAAUAAAGGAUAAGUGAAAGAGACAGGGAAGCAAAAAGCUAGUCUCAGGGUGGGUAAUGAAGGAGGAUGAAUAUUUGAAUGGCUUUGAAAUUCCCUGUAGAGCAUCACUAAAUGACAGCUUCCAAAACCAAGGCAUGUCUUUUAUACUUCAUAUCAUUGUGCAUAAUUUUUUACAUUGAAAUAAAUGUGUUCAGCAGACUGGAUAGAACCAAUAAGACAGCUUUGUUUAUGUCAAUGUUUUAAUUAAAUGCAGAGAGCUAUUGCAAAGCAAUUGAGAAAUAGGUGAUUGUUAUGAUAAUGACAUAUUGAUUGUGCUCCUCCAUGCCUUUCAUCUUUUUUCUGUUCUUUCUUCUUCAUUAAGCCCACGAAAGGCAUUCAGGCACAUUAUUUACUUCCUGAAAAAUGUGGCUCAAGUUGUUUGUUCCAAUGAGUAUGGGAAAAGGAUAUGUCCCCCUGGGUUCUUUGUGACUGGGAAAUCAUUCUUCCAAUGCUCCCAGCCCACUCACCCAGCCCAAUUCUAUAAAGGAAUCUGCUGCUGCCCACCCAUCAUGGAAUCUUCCCAGGUUGCAGCUCCCUCAGGAGACAUGGAGCCAGGAUUCUUCCCUUCCAUUGCUAUCUUUCUCCUUGUGGCCCUGCUGUUUCCAGAAUUGCCCAGUGCCCAGCACACUAGCUUCCCAAGUCCUGAGUUUUACACAGAACCCUGGCAACCACCUGCUGAACAAAGGUAUCCCUUGUCAGAACGCCAAGAAAACGACUAUGGCAUAUUGCCACGCACCCCGCCUUUUUAUGAACCUGAAGAAAGCUUCAAGGUUGUCAACUGCAAGAGAAACGAAGGCUACUGUCAAGAAUUUUGUAAUUAUUUGGAAACACAAAUAGGCUACUGCUCCAGAAAAAAAGAUGCAUGCUGCUUACGUAGGAACUGA
Messenger RNA from Oryctolagus cuniculus (rabbit), 3040 nucleotides. Its product is annotated as sperm-associated antigen 11B-like. NCBI's taxonomy places the organism in Eukaryota, Metazoa, Chordata, Mammalia, Lagomorpha, Leporidae. Gene Ontology annotation, cellular component: extracellular region. Gene Ontology annotation, biological process: antimicrobial humoral immune response mediated by antimicrobial peptide. The record is from RefSeq and is a predicted model, not a curated record.